GACGGGCAGCUUAUGGCUCCAUGCUGUACUCACUAGCAUCAUGAUUACAUGUACUACAUGCAUUACUAGCACAAGGCGAGGGCAGGAAAAUGUCUCAUUUAGACACCUCUCGCUGCUUCUAUCCAUCAUGGCCUGUGGACAGAGCCCAGUCAGUGUCAGGUCACUCACAUAGUCAGCUGCCUGUGCCCAGAAGGUGCCAGGAGGAUGAGUGGCAGAAUGGUCAAGACCCAGCCGGGGGCUGAGCAAGGGUCUUCCAGAGUCAUCGCUGUCGUCUUCUUGGUUCUGCUCGUCGACCUCCUGGGAUUCACCCUUAUCUUACCGCUCUUGCCUUCCAUAUUGGAUCAUUACAGCAAGUCUAAUGACAGCCUAUAUCAGACAUUACAGCACUCCGUGGACUGGUUUGCUGGAACUGUUGGAGUUCCUCAUGAUAGAAAAUAUAACAGCGUUCUCUUUGGAGGUCUUAUCGGAUCCAUAUUCUCCAUGCUGCAGUUUGUCUGCUCCCCGCUUACCGGAGCAGCCUCGGAUUAUUUAGGGCGACGGCGAGUCAUGAUGAUGACUGCGGUCGGGUUAAUUGCGUCCUAUGCUUUAUGGGCAAUCUCGAGAAGUUUUGGAGUGUUCCUGAUAUCCCGUAUUAUUUUAGGAUUUAGCAAAGGAAACGUCAGUCUAUGCACAGCUAUAAUCGCCGACCUUCCCUCCCCUGGAAAUCGCAGUAAGGGCAUGGCAGUGAUCGGUAUUGCUUUUUCACUGGGCUUCACCGUAGGGCCUAUGGUUGGAGCUUACUAUGCAACACACGUGGCCAGCGGAGAGCUCUUCUAUGUCAGGCCCGCCCUGAUCGCCCUCUUCCUCGCUGUUAUUGAUCUGGUAUUCAUCUUUUUACUCCUUCCAGAGACGCUUCCCAAGGAGAACAGGGUCUCCUCCAUGAUGGUCGGCUUUCAGGCGGCUUCAGACCUGCUCAGUCCCUUCUCCUUGUUUCGAUUCUCAGCCGUAACCAGAAGACAGGACUCUCCUUCUCGUGAAAGUCUGAAGAGCCUCCGAGCCCUGGGUCUGGUCUACUUCCUUUACCUCUUCUUAUUUUCCGGCCUCGAGUACAGCAUCAGCUUCCUCACCCACCAGCGCUUCCAGUUCAACAGCAUGCAGCAGGGGAAGAUGUUUUUCUUCAUCGGAAUGACCAUGGCGUUGAUCCAGGGCGGAUACGCUAGAAGAAUCAAGCCAGGAAAUGAAGUGAAAGCUGUGAAAAGGGCCAUUACUCUGCUGAUCCCGGCAUUCCUGCUGAUUGGAUGGGCAAGCAGCCUCGUCAUGCUGGGCCUUGGACUUCUUCUCUAUUCUUUUGCUGCAGCUAUUGUUGUUCCAUGUUUAUCCUCAUUGGUGUCAACAUAUGGCUCGGCCAGCCAGAAAGGCACGGUGAUGGGAAUCCUGCGGAGUCUGGGGGCUCUGGCGAGGGCUGUGGGACCUGUCUUAUCAGCGACAUUAUACUGGCUGACCGGAGCUGGAACCUGCUUCACGAUCUGCGCCGUGGCCUUCCUGAUCCCCCUGCUUUAUCUCAAGAGGGUAAAAGUGGACAGAAAAGAGGAAUGAGAGUACCCUGUGAGGACGACGAUGGGAACAUUACUGCACUGUAGAGGCACCGGGUGUGUCCUUUCUUAAACACUUGAAUUUAUUCUGGGUUCUUUUAAAAAGGUUUUUAUUAUGUAUAUAUAGGUUUCUUUUAAACAAUGUGUAUAAGUUGCUGGAUUUACAGCUGUCCCAAGCAAUGUUAUGUGAACAGGCCAUACCCUCUGAAUGAGCAAUGGUUCCCAGCAGAUGGCACCCACCCUCCAUUACUUCUUCAGGGGAAUAGGUGCUGGAAAAUUAAUAAGUGUAACUAAUGGGGAAAACCCCAAAACUGAAGUCAUUUCUGUGUGCCUUAGCAAUGUUCCUGGCUGACCAUGAUGGUAAUAAGCACUGCCCUCACCCGAAUACACCAUAGAUUAAUGAUCUUUACACCAGCACUACCCCUAUGUACUAAGCUUUGGAGAGAGAUAAAGUA
Messenger RNA from Pseudophryne corroboree (corroboree frog), 2026 nucleotides. It is a transcript of the gene SLC75A1, whose product is annotated as major facilitator superfamily domain containing 10. Bases 205 to 1575 code for a protein of 456 amino acids. The transcript has 14 exons. The record is from RefSeq and is a predicted model, not a curated record. Gene Ontology annotation, biological process: transmembrane transport. Gene Ontology annotation, cellular component: brush border membrane. Gene Ontology annotation, molecular function: transmembrane transporter activity. NCBI's taxonomy places the organism in Eukaryota, Metazoa, Chordata, Amphibia, Anura, Myobatrachidae.